Messenger RNA from Ogataea parapolymorpha DL-1, 747 nucleotides. Its product is annotated as Mitochondrial nuclease. Gene Ontology annotation, biological process: apoptotic DNA fragmentation. Gene Ontology annotation, molecular function: single-stranded DNA endonuclease activity; metal ion binding; nucleic acid binding. The transcript has a single exon. The record is from RefSeq and is a predicted model, not a curated record. NCBI's taxonomy places the organism in Eukaryota, Fungi, Ascomycota, Pichiomycetes, Pichiales, Pichiaceae. The coding region runs from base 1 to 747 and encodes 248 amino acids. Gene Ontology annotation, cellular component: nucleus; mitochondrial inner membrane.
AUGGAAUUCGUCUCGGUGUACGACCGUCAGAAAAGAAAUCCAUAUUACGUCGUGGAACAUAUCACUCCCGAGUCAUUGAAGCGUGAUGCUUCGGGGGGAGGGGACCGUAAGAACUCUGUGUUCAAAGAAGAUGAGCAAAUUCCAAUGAAGUUUCGCGGAUUUCUGCGAGAUUACUUCAGAUCAGGGUACGACAGAGGACAUCAAGCUCCUGCUGCGGACGCCAAAUUUUCCCAAGUAGCCAUGGACGAAACGUUCUACCUCACAAACAUGUCUCCCCAGGUAGGAGCCGGUUUCAACAGAGACUACUGGGCACACUUUGAGGAUUUCGUGAGAAGACUAACUACUGGCUACGGUUCUGUCAGAGUCGUUACUGGCCCGUUGUACCUUCCUAAAAAAGACCCUGUUGACGGAAAAUACAAGGUCACGUACGAGGUUAUUGGCAAUCCACCAAAUAUUGCUGUUCCCACGCACUUUUUCAAGCUGAUCGUGGCAGAAAAGUCGUUUAAAAGAAGUCCCAACUCUGACGAUAUUGCAGUUGCGGCCUUCGUGAUGCCCAAUGCUGUCAUCCCUAAUGAGGUUCCUCUCACUUCUUUUGAAGUGCCUGUUGAUGCACUAGAGCGCUCUUCGGGCCUGGAAUUCCUGAAAAUGGUGCCUGAUAACAAGAAAAAACAACUGUGCAAAGAAUUUAGCUGUAACAUUAUCGUGCGAGAGUUCAACGAUACCGUCAAAGCUCUACCAUCUGAAUAA